CUUUUAAAUCUCCCCCAACUCUUGCCGAGCCACCACCUUCAUGACAGUGGUCGAUCCCGAUCAUGCGAAGGAGUGCGAUCGAUCUCUUCGCCGCCGGGAAAGGAAAUAAAAGGCAACUCGCCGGAGUGAAGAGCGAGCAAGCAUCGAACAUUGUAACGUCGAUCGAGAAAAUAACGUCCAUGGCUUAGAUUGCGUCCUUUGGCUUUCUUUGUAAGUAGCUCUUUCAGUCAGCAAUAGAAAAGCUGCAACCUUGUGAACAGUAAAAAGGUAGAUUUUCACAGCGGCAGUGAGAUCGAGAGAGAGGAAGAGAAAGCCAGUAUCCGCAAUAAAUGGCAGCUCAGUGUAAAUUCACGACCGCAUAAGCAGCAAGGUGAACAGGGAUCGGAAAGGAAAGCCCGGACCUUUUGGGUGUCAUUCCUCACUCUGUCACAGAAGUUAUGUAGCCUCGAUAUGGAGUGUCAUCUCGGCGACGUUUUCUUUACUUCCCACUUUCAAGUUACAACUCGGGGAGUGCAAGAGAAAGAAAGAGACACCCUCUUGCGUAACCGGUAGCAUCUGCAGCCAGUAGGCCUUCGCUUGUCCUGCCGGAAUACGGAAGAUUUCCAGAGCGGGUAAAUGGGUCGGGCGACGCGGUGGCUACGGAACCUUUGGAGCGGGAAGAAGGAGAGGAAAGAGCCUGGCGACUGCUCCGGCGCCCGUGUCGGAGUUGAGGACAGGAGACAGAAGAAAAGGUGGAGCUUUGCGAAGCAGACCAGGGACACGUCGGAGGUGGUGCUCGGCCAGAACGCCUCGACGGCCGCAGCGGUGGAGGCAACGUGGUUCAGGUCUUUCUACGCCGAGAGUGAGAAUGAGCAGAGCAAGCACGCCAUUGCGGUGGCAGCGGCCACCGCUGCGGCUGCCGAUGCAGCAGUGGCGGCAGCCCAGGCAGCGGUUGCCGUCGUCCGGCUCACCAGCCAGGGAAGGGGUGGCGGCCUUUUCGUCAACGCCCGCGAACGCUCGGCGGUGAAGAUCCAGAGAGCAUUCAGGGGAUACUUGGCAAGGAAAGCACUGAGAGCUCUGAGAGCGCUGGUUAAGCUACAGGCCUUAGUGAGAGGCUAUCUCGUGCGCAAGCAGGCAGCUGCAACUCUUCACAGUAUGCAGGCUCUCAUCAGAGCUCAGGCCUCCGUCAGAGCUCAGCGAACUCGCAAUCGUCUCCGUAACGAUAGAAGGUUUCAACUAGAGCUCCAUCCGCGACGAUCUGUAGAGAAAUUCGAUGAGAUACGGAGCGAGAACAUGACUUCCUUCCACCGCCGGCGUCUCUCAGCCAGCCUCGAUAACGCUUCUAAUGUCUUCGAUUGGAGCCCAAAGGUGGUGGAGAUCGACACCUGCCGCCCCAAAUCGCGAUCUUCUCGCCGGAGUACCAACCCGUCCGUUCUCGACCCCGCCGACGACUGGCACUCGAGUUCCAUCUCCUCCCCGCUGCUCCCGUGCCACAUCCCGGCCCGCGUCGCCAUCCCUGACUGCCGCAACUUCCAGGACAACGACUGGUGCCUCGCGGGAGGAGACAGAUGCCGGCCCGCGACGGCGCAGAGCACACCCCGCUGCUACAUGAACAACAAUACGCCUCCAACUCCGGCAAAAAGCGCGCAGUGGCGAUUCAUGAACGUUCCCUGCUCCCCCAACUACAUGGCCAGCACGCAGUCGUUCGAGGCCAAAUCGAGGUCACAGAGCGCGCCCAAGCAGCGUCCGGAGGCAGCCGCGAUGAGGAAGAGGCUCCCACUGACCGAAAUGAUGCUGGAAUCGAGGGUCAGCUUGAGCGGGAUCGGAAUGCAGAGGUCGUGUGCCCGCGCCCAAGAGACAUUCAAUUUCAAGAGCGCCGUCGUCGGGCGGUUCGACAGGUGCUCUGAGCCGGAAAGGGAGUUCUACGUGCAAAGGAAAUGAUGCAAAACACCAUUAAGAAUUUACGAGAAUUAAGAGAGAGGGAGCUCUUUUGUUUGCUUUCUCUUCGAUCAAAUUUCUUCUGCUGCGGUUCAUUGUAAAUUCCUUGUUCUCAGUUGCAGAUGUUUAAGCUUAACAUUCCAAGCAA
Zingiber officinale is the source of this 2065-nucleotide messenger RNA. RefSeq names its product protein IQ-domain 26-like. The coding region runs from base 616 to 1920 and encodes 434 amino acids. NCBI's taxonomy places the organism in Eukaryota, Viridiplantae, Streptophyta, Magnoliopsida, Zingiberales, Zingiberaceae. The record is from RefSeq and is a predicted model, not a curated record. Gene Ontology annotation, molecular function: protein binding. The transcript has 6 exons.